Messenger RNA from Mustela erminea (ermine), 3246 nucleotides. RefSeq names its product collagen type XIII alpha 1 chain (gene COL13A1). The coding region runs from base 694 to 2919 and encodes 741 amino acids. The record is from RefSeq and is a predicted model, not a curated record. The transcript is spliced from 41 exons. NCBI's taxonomy places the organism in Eukaryota, Metazoa, Chordata, Mammalia, Carnivora, Mustelidae.
UCGGGAGAGGGGCUCCCGGUCGGGCGGGUUGGGGCGGCGGGCUCAGCACACCACGCCCCCCACCCCGGGUGAGUUUGCAUAAAUAAAUAAAUCCAAGCCGUCGGCCCCGCAGGAGGUGGAGGAGCAAAGGGGAGGAGGAGGAGGAGGAGGAGGGAGGGGGGUGGGAGAGAUUAGUUUGGGAAGUAGCACGGAUUGCUCAUCCGAUCCGUUCAGCGGCGGCUAGUGUGUCAAGUUACAGAGGCGCCGGAAUCGGCCCCAAAGCUCCUCGGCAGCGGCCACGACCCACCUCUGCCCAUGGGGACCUCCAUGUGCGCCCCUUCGCCUCGGGACUGAAACCGGCUCGCCCAGGAGGCGCGAGACACCAAGAAGGACGGACAGCGCAGAACCAACUCCAGGACUCUGCAGAUACUCGAAGGGAAAAACAGAGCGGAGAGGAGAGCCGUCCAGAUUCCCCUAACUUUUCUGGACUUGGAACGUUCUUCUAAGUAACUUUCUUCUCACCUGGGUGUACCCCGUGGUGUUUUUUCGGCUUUCCCCUCCUGCCGCUCCUUUUUCCAUCCUCUGCCGGGAGCAAAGGAAAGGGACAUUUCCCCCCCCCCCCCCUGCCCACAGCUCGGAUAGGCGCCUCAGGGCAGCGGCGCUCGCCUUUAUUUAUUCUAUUUAUUUAUUUAUUGGUUCUCAAGACUCGAGGGGAUGGUAGCGGAGCGCGCCCGCAAAGCGGCAACCGCCGGUGCCCGCGGCCCCGGGGAGCCCAGCGCGCCCGCGGCGGUGGCGCUGGCGGUGGCGCCGGCGGAGCGCUGCGCGCGGCUGCCGAGCCCGGGGUCCUGCGGGCUGCUGGCGCUGGCCCUGUGCUCGCUGGCGCUCAGCCUACUCGCCCACUUUCGGACCGCGGAGCUGCAGGCCCGGGUGCUGCGCCUGGAAGCCGAGCGUGGGGAGCAGCAAAUGGAGACGGCUAUUUUGGGACGAGUCAACCAACUGCUGGAUGAGAAAUGGAAGUUCCACUCUCGGAGGCGCCGGGAGGCCCUCCCGAAGACGUCUCCAGGGUGCCACUGCCCACCAGGACCUCCUGGUCCCACUGGAAGACCUGGCAUCCCGGGGGACAAAGGUGCCAUUGGGAUGCCUGGACGUGUGGGAGUAAAGGGCCAACCAGGCGAGAAGGGGGCCCCAGGAGAUGCCGGCGUGUCCAUCAUCGGCCCCCGAGGCCCCCCAGGUCAGCCGGGCACUCGAGGUUUCCCUGGAUUUCCGGGUCCCAUUGGGCUCGAUGGCAAACCGGGCCACCCUGGACCCAAAGGGGAGAUGGGCCUGACGGGUCCCCGAGGACAGCCGGGACCUCAAGGACAAAAAGGAGAAAAGGGUCAGUGUGGAGAGUACCCACAUCGGCUGCUGCCUCUCCUCAAUUCAGUGCGUCUGGCUCCGCCCCCAGUCAUAAAAAGACGGACCUUCCAGGGGGAACAGGGCCAGGCCGGCAUCCAAGGCCCACCAGGGCCACCAGGCCCCCCUGGACCGAGCGGACCCCUGGGGCCCCCAGGACUGCCAGGGCCCAUGGGGCCAUCAGGCUUACCCGGGCCUCCUGGACCAAAGGGAGACCCAGGAAUCCAGGGCUACCACGGCCGGAAGGGAGAACGGGGCAUGCCAGGGAUGCCCGGCAAACACGGAGCGAAGGGAGCUCCUGGAAUUGCUGUGGCUGGGAUGAAGGGUGAGCCAGGGACCCCAGGAGCCAAGGGUGAAAAGGGGGCGGCAGGCUCCCCUGGGCUACUCGGCCUCCUGGGGCAGAAGGGAGAAAAAGGCGAUGCCGGCAACUCCAUUGGAGGGGGCAGAGGGGAGCCGGGCCCCCCAGGGCUGCCCGGGCCCCCUGGGCCAAAGGGAGAAGCUGGCAUUGAUGGCCCGGCCGGCCCCCCAGGACGGCAAGGUGACAAGGGGGAGCCUGGAGCACCUGGAAACCAGGGACCAGCCGGCCCCAAGGGCACCAAAGGGGAACCAGGGAAAGGAGAGAUGGUGGACUACAACGGAAAUAUCAACGAGGCUCUCCAGGAGAUCCGAACGCUGGCGUUGAUGGGACCCCCCGGUCUUCCCGGACAAAUCGGCCCACCCGGAGCCCCAGGGGUCCCAGGCCAGAAGGGGGAGAUCGGACUGCCAGGCCCUCCAGGACACGAUGGAGAAAAGGGACCUCGAGGCAAGCCAGGAGACGUGGGCCCUCCUGGUCCCCCAGGCCCCCCAGGAAAGUCUGGGCCUGCAGGAAUGAAGGGAGAAAACGGACACGCAGGAAGCCCGGGAGAGAAGGGGGAGAAAGGGGAGAUGGGACAGGCGGGCCCACCGGGUCUAGACGGCCCAACUGGGGAGAAAGGAGAACCAGGUGGCCAAGGGAGGCCUGGAGCAGCAGGAGUCCCCGGCCCUAUCGGGCUCCCGGGAUUUACAGGAGAGAAAGGAGAGCCCGGGGAGAAGGGGGAGCCAGGAGUGGAGGUUCCUGGGCCUCCAGGGCCAGAGGGGCCCCCGGGACCUCCGGGGCUCCAAGGUGUUCCCGGACCAAAGGGGGCAGCAGGACUAGAUGGAGCAAAAGGAGAAAAGGGUGUCCAGGGAGAGAAAGGAGAUCGCGGGCCGCUGGGAUUACCCGGAGCUGCAGGUUUGGACGGCAGGCCUGGGCCACCGGGUACUCCAGGACCAAUCGGAGUCCCAGGCCCAGCGGGACCAAAGGGCGAGAGGGGCAGCAAAGGCGACCUGGGGAUGACAGGACCAACAGGAGCGGCUGGGCUUCCUGGUUUACAUGGACCACCCGGGGACAAAGGAAACCGGGGGGAGAGGGGGAAGAAAGGCUCUAGAGGGCCUAAAGGGGAUAAGGGAGACCAAGGAGCGCCUGGAUUAGAUGCCCCCUGCCCGUUGGGCGAAGAUGGGCUGCCAGUCCAGGGCUGUUGGAACAAGUGAUGCCUCUAACCUGGGAUGGCCUGUGUGUGUGUUUGUACAUAGAAUAUUUAUUUUUAUACAGUUUUCACUUUUUGAAAAUGCCAGAAGUAUGAUGCAUCUUACAGAUUAUUAAAAAAAAAAAAGAAAAAAGAAAAACCUGCAUAUUUUGUACAGAAAAUGCCAGCCUCCUUCCGUUUGUUUACAAGAUGUUUUGUAUAAGUCUACGACUCUAAUACACUUUUUGUUUAUGAGUAUGGGCAUACGUUUGCAUGAUAUUUGUGCACACUUAUUAAGUCCUGAAGCUUAAUAAAUUAUUGUGUUCUGGUGCCAAAGGGGGCCAACCCAGCA